AUGCUUCUUUGGGUGCUUCGUCGUGUAUUCACUUCGAACGAACAUGAGUUUUGCCAUUGUGUGCAUGGCGAUCGAAAACAAAACCACAGAAGUCAUUGA
This is a messenger RNA of Haemonchus placei, 99 nucleotides long. NCBI's taxonomy places the organism in Eukaryota, Metazoa, Nematoda, Chromadorea, Rhabditida, Trichostrongylidae. The record is from the annotation of a GenBank genome assembly.